Molecule: messenger RNA, 585 nt
Organism: Drosophila biarmipes
Lineage: Eukaryota; Metazoa; Arthropoda; Insecta; Diptera; Drosophilidae
Exons: 2
Coding region: 181-528 (115 amino acids)
Source: RefSeq, a predicted model, not a curated record
CCAAAAUGUCGCCACAGCACGGUUGUGAAAAAAUGCAAGUGAAUUAGCAAAUUGUUAAAUUGUUAAACAAAAUGUGCAAUCAAAGAGCUUAAUAGCCUGGGAUUUGUGCAUAGUGUAGGUGGAAUUUCCGCCGUGAAAGAAGAGCCCGCCUUCUAAAAAAAAACGCUCGAGUGUCUUGUGAUGAAGAUGAAAAAAACCAACGACGCUUCCUCAAAUUUCCACAAAAACGAGCUGGAGGAUGACUUCAAGGUGCACCUGCCCCCGCUGCUGGUGGCUAGGAAGAGGAAGACGCUGGCCAGCCACCGCAAGCAGAGCUUCGACCACCUGAAGGUGAGCUUCACCCGGAGCAAUCGGGGCAACAACCUGCUGACCAUCGACGGGAAGCCCUUCACCCUCAACCGCCGGAUCAAGGACGUCUGCUACUGGGAGUGCGUCAAGCUGCGCUGCAAGUACAUCAAGUGCUCCGCCCGCGUGGUGACCAAGUCCAAUCGGAUCUCGGCCCUUCGGGGGCUCCACAACCAUCCAUAAGUUAUGAACUACCUGUGCCAUCUCAUUAGUCCAAUAAAGGUGUUUCCGUUAAACAAA